AUGGGCCAUGGACCGCCAUCUCAAAUGAAGUCCGCAGCCGCCUCGUGCGAGGCCGGCAUUGUGCGACAACGUCUUCGACCUGUCAGGACAAUCUCCGAUCACAUCCUCGCAUCCCUCAGAGUUCAGCUCUACAAAGAAGACCAUCUAGAAUCCUAG
Colletotrichum costaricense is the source of this 156-nucleotide messenger RNA. RefSeq lists its product as uncharacterized. Bases 1 to 156 code for a protein of 51 amino acids. The record is from RefSeq and is a predicted model, not a curated record. NCBI's taxonomy places the organism in Eukaryota, Fungi, Ascomycota, Sordariomycetes, Glomerellales, Glomerellaceae. The transcript has a single exon.